CUGUAAAAAUAAAGAAGGUAAUCUGUAUGGGGAAACAUUUAGCCAGAUUUCAAAUCAUAAUCAGAAAAAGAAAACUACUGGAAUAAAACUAUACGAGUUCAGUAUAUAUGGACAGGUCUUCAUGCAUCAUUCUUUAAUAGGCACAUGACAUCUCAUACUACACCAAAAUCAUGUGAGUAUCAGGAAUAUGAAGAGAAGCCAUAUAAAUGCAAAGAAUGUGGGAAGGCCUUUAAGCAUCGUCAAUCUAGACACACGCAUGAGAAGAUUCACACUGGAGAGAAACCCUAUGAUUGUAAGAAAUGUGGGAAGGCCUUCAAGCUUCGCCAAUCCAAAAGACAUGAAAGAAUUCACACUGGAGAGAAACCCUAUGAAUGUAAAAGAUGUGGGAAAACCUUCAGAUAUCACCACAACUUUCAAAAACAUGAACGAACUCAUACUGGAGAGAAACCCUAUAGAUGUAAGCACUGUGGUAAAGCCCUCAGUUCUUUCAGAUACUGUCAAAUUCAUGAAAUAACACACACUGGAAAGAAACCUUAUAAAUGUAAGCAAUGUGGUAAAGCUUUUAGUUGUCCCAGUUACUUUAUAAAACAUGAGAGAAUUCAUAGUGGAUUGAAACCAUAUGAAUGCAAGCAAUAUGGUAAAGCCUUCAAUUGUGCCAGUUACAUUCGAAGACAUGAAAGGACACAUACUGGAGAAAAGCCCUAUGAAUGUAAAAAAUGUGGUCAGGCCUUCAGUUGUUCAAGUUCCUUUCGAAAACAUGAGAGAACUCAUACUGGAGAGAAACCCUAUGAAUAUAAGCAAUGUGGUAAAGCCUUCAGUUAUUCUAGAUCCUUUCAAAGUCAUGAAAGGAGACACAGUGGAGAAAAGCACUAUACAUGUAAAAAUUAUUAUAAAGCUUUCGCUUGUCCAAAUUCCUGCCGAAAACAUGAGAGGACUCAUUCUGAACAGAAACCCUAUGUAUGUAAGGAACGUGAGAAAGUCUUCAGUUUUCUUACAAAAUUUCAAAGACACAUGAUGAAGCACAUGGGCUAUGGACCUUAUAAAUGUAAAGACUAUGGGAAAGUCUUUGAUUGUCCCAGUUACUUUCAUUGUCAUGAAAGGACUCCCAGUGGAGAAAAGCCAUAUAAAUGUAAGGAAUGUGGUAAGGCCUUCAGUUUUCCUUGUUGUCAUCAAAUACAUGAAAGAAAUCACACUGGGGACAGGCCCUAUGAAUGUAAGCAGUGUGGUAAAGCCUUCACUUACCUCAGUUCCAUUUGAAAACAUGAAAGAACUCAUACUAGAGAGAAGUCCUAUGAAUGUAAGGAAUGUGGAAGGGCCUUUAUUUUUCUUCAAAUGUUCGAAGACACAUGAUCGUGCGUACUGGUGAUGGACCUUGCAAAUGUAAGGACUGUGGGAAAGGCUUUGAUUGUUCUAGUUCAUUACAAACACAUAAAAACACUCACAAUGGAGAGAAACCCUGUUCAUGUAGAACUUGUAGUAAAGCCUUCCCAGUUCUUGUUGAAACCA
Molecule: messenger RNA, 1506 nt
Organism: Cervus elaphus (red deer)
Lineage: Eukaryota; Metazoa; Chordata; Mammalia; Artiodactyla; Cervidae
Product: zinc finger protein 709-like
Biological process (GO): negative regulation of transcription by RNA polymerase II
Molecular function (GO): DNA-binding transcription repressor activity, RNA polymerase II-specific
Source: RefSeq, a predicted model, not a curated record